AUGAUGCGCUGUCGAUGUAUUUUCUUGAUAAUUUUUGUCUUUCACGUUACAUUAUUGGUAGGCAAUAAUGCAACAAAACAAUCAUCUGACAUACCUCGUCUACUCAUUAUUUCACUUGAUGGAUUUCGUCAUGAUUAUUUAAAUGAACAUGAAUUACCAACAAUAAAUCGAUUUCGUAAUGAAGGCGUACAUGCAACACAUGGAAUGCGACCUACAUUUACUACACUGACAUUUCCUAAUCAUAUUUCUAUUGCUACAGGAAUGUAUCAAGAAGAACAUGGCAUUGUACAUAUUUCAUUCUUUGAUCGAUUAUUGAAUAAAACUAUUGGAAUGGAUAGUCGUGAUGAGGGACAAUGGUCUGAUCCGAAAGUAGAACCGUUAUGGAUUACAGCAACUAAACAAAAAGUCAAAUCGGCUGUUCUUUUUUGGACGGCAUGUCAUAAUGAAUUUUAUGGUAUUCGUCCACUUAUCUAUAGUUGGUCGUAUAGUGAUAAUAUACCUUUCCGCGAGAAGAUCGAUAAUGCCAUAAGUUAUUUUCGUGAAUUACCAAUUCGACUCGUCAUGGUAUAUCAUUCUGAACCAGAUAAACAAGGUCAUGUAUACGGUCCGAAUUCACCUGAAGUACGUGAUACAUUGUUUCGUCUUGAUAGUGAUAUAGAAUAUUUAUUGACUAAAGUAAAAAGUGAUCUUAAUGAUGAUUUAAAUAUUAUUAUAGUAUCUGAUCAUGGUAUGGCUAAUGUAACAAAAGUGAUAAGACCAUUUUUUGAAAAAUAUCUUAAUCCAGCAUCGGUUGAAACAUCUGUUCUUACUGGUGGUUUAUUCAAUGUGAUGCCACGUAGUGGACUAACUGAACAAGUACGGACUAAUCUUAGUAAGAUUCCUAAUGUAACAGUAUAUAAACGUGAUGAAAUGCCUGAACGGUUUCAUUAUUCGAAACCAGCAAGUCGACUUGGAGAACUUACUGCAUUACCGGAUAUCGAAGGUCAUAUUUUAUCCGAAGCAACAACUAAUGAAUCUGAUCCCUAUAAAGGUAAUCAUGGAUGGGAUAAUACAGUUCCAUCAAUGCAAGCCAUAUUUAUGGCUCGUGGUCCUUCAUUUAAUAAAAAUGUUCAAAUUCGUUCACUCAAUAAUGUUGACAUUUAUCAUAUUGCCUGUCAUAUUCUCAAAAUUAAUCCAAAUCCACAUGCUACCGCUGGCUCCCUUGUCAAUCUGACUAGUCUUUUUCCUCCAAAAGAAACUGUUUCAACAACAACUACAUCUGAAUCAAGCAGUUUGACGACAGAAAUUUUUUUUGAAUGA
Molecule: messenger RNA, 1299 nt
Organism: Rotaria sordida
Lineage: Eukaryota; Metazoa; Rotifera; Eurotatoria; Philodinida; Philodinidae
Source: the annotation of a GenBank genome assembly